Messenger RNA from Eimeria maxima, 813 nucleotides. RefSeq lists its product as hypothetical. The coding region runs from base 1 to 813 and encodes 270 amino acids. Lineage: Eukaryota; Apicomplexa; Conoidasida; Eucoccidiorida; Eimeriidae. The record is from RefSeq and is a predicted model, not a curated record. The transcript has a single exon.
AUGGUGCGCCGACGAAAGGGGUUUAGGGGCCCCCGGGGGGGCCCCGAUGAGUACGAGAGCGGCUUCGCCUCUCCCAUGCACAUCCGGAGACCGUCUCCUGAGUACACCCCAAUGGAGCGGCCAUUGAUGGGGACCCCUCUUGUAAACUCUACGGGGGGGGAGAAGAAACACAAGAGAAGACGCAGCCGGUCUUCUUCUGUUAGCUCGAGUUCGUCGGAGAGUUCUGGGGAAAGACAGAAGCGGAGGAAGAGCAGCAAGAAACACAAACACAAGAAGAAACACAAGAGCAAACACUCAAAACCCAGAUCGAUUUCCCCUACUCGAGGCACAGAAGCAGCAGCAGCGUUAGCAGAAGAAGGUGCCCUGCCCCACGAGGGCCCCUCGGCAGAGGACCAUAUUGUUGUCUUUGACAGAGCGAGAAGGACAUUCACUUCCGAGGCACCCACCAGCAGCAGUGGGGGACCCAUGGGGGCCCCAUCCAGCCUGGGAACCCCGUCGUUUGAGUUGAAAAACUACUGGAAGGCGUUUGGUCUGUCUUCCGGCACGUAUUCUUUCGUUGGGGAGGGGAACGCGUUGCCGGCUGCGGCUGCCGCUGCGGCGGCGGCAGCAGCAGCAGCAGCCACGGCGGUCGGGGGUCCCACAGGGGGCCUCCUGGGUGCAGGAGAAGGUAAAAAGAAGGAUAAGGAUUCUGAUAAAGCACCUGUGAACCCAAAAACACACCCCCACCUCUAUUGGAGCUGCUGGAAGUGCUCGGCUCUCAACUAUAAGACGCGUCAUCAAUGCAUCAAAUGCAACCGGCUCUUCCAGCGAUAG